AUGAUGCAAAAAAAAAAUGGAUCACAAUAUAUAAAUGGUCUUCAUUUAACAUUUUCAAUGACUGUUACUGAAAAAGAGCGUUAUGCUGAAUUUCGAAUGAUUAAUCUUGUUGAACAAUCUCUUCAACAUUUACGUUUGGGCGUUUUUAAUGUAUUACCAUCCACAUCACUUGAUUAUUUAAGUCCUGAAGAUUUUCGUCUUCUUUUAAAUGGUAUCGGUAAUAUAAAUGUAACAACAUUAGUGACAUAUACAACAAUUAAUGAUGAAAGUGAAACUACUGUACGAAUUAAUCAAUUUAAAAAAUGGUUUUGGUCUGUAUUAGAAAAAUUCAAUGCUGUCAAAAGACAAGACUUAGUUUAUUUUUGGACGAGUUGUCCAACUUUAUCCGCAUCAGAAGGUGGUUUUCUACCACAACUAUUAGUUAUAAUUCGUCCAGCUGAUGAUCAACAUUUAUCAACAGCAAAUACAUAUAUAAGUCGUUUAUAUGUUCCAUUAUAUUCUUCAAAAACUAUCUUAAAAUUAAAACUUAAAUAUGCGAUAAAAACCAAAAUGUUCGGUUUUGUAUGAAUAAAAUCUGAUUGACAGUAUUUUCUAUGUGUUCGCAUGUGUGUGUCUUGUUUCUAUUUAUUAUCCGUAUGUGUGUUAUAUUAACUGUAAAAAAAAACAAAACAAAACAAAAAAGAACCUACGAGAAAAAGAAAACAAUGAACAUACAUACACAUGACAUAUGUGGUCUUCAUUUUUCUCUCUUUUUUUUUCUUGUAAAGUUCUUUGUUUCGAUCCGUAGAUUGAAUAGAAUGGGUUUGGAUUUUUUUUGUGAAAAGGAGAUAUUGGCUUGAUGUUCUAGAAAAAUCUGAAAAGAUCACGAUGAUUUAUAUCAUCUGAUAUUUGCAAUGUAAAACAAAGUUUACAAAUAUUUAGGAAAUACAAAUCCAAGAAUCAUAGAAUUAAAAGUUUGUUGAAAGAAAAACUGAUAAUCAUUGUGUAUUAAUUCCUAAUGUUUGAAUCUUUCUAACAUAUUCUAACAAUGUUGAUGUGUAUUAAUAACGACUACUUUUUAUCACAUAAUCUUUUGGAAUAUAUAAAUAAGAAGGAUUUGUGU
Messenger RNA from Rotaria sordida, 1102 nucleotides. Lineage: Eukaryota; Metazoa; Rotifera; Eurotatoria; Philodinida; Philodinidae. The record is from the annotation of a GenBank genome assembly.